GCUGCAGCACGCGGGAGGCGGGGUCGGCUGCUCCUCCGCCCCUCAGCCCGCCCACCCGCGGUCCCGCAGCGUCGCGCGGCGGACGCUCCCUCGGCGUCCCGGCCCUCCCGGGUUUCGGCGAGACCCCACGCGAGAGCUGCCUGCGCGAGGAUCGCCUCCGUCCAGUCCGCGCCGGGCCUCGGGCAGCGCGAGCAGCACCGGCAGCGCGCUCAAGGAGCAGGCGCGGCGGCGCACCGCCUUACCGCCGUCACCGGGAUCUCCGCGCCGCUACCUCCUCUUCCGUCGCCCUCCCCCCACCCCUCCACCUCCUUCCCCCGCCCCCUCUGCGGCGAAGAGGAGAGGGCCCCCGGCCGCCUCCCUCUCUCCCCGCCCCUGGGGCUGCACGUCAAUGGGCCGGCAGCCCAGGCCUCGGCGGAGCAGCCUGCGGACCGCGUCCGGCCCGGAGGGUGAAGGGGCGGCCGAGUCCUGCUUCGGCGCACGCCGAUUGCUGAUGCUCCCGCGGCAGUUGCCACCACAGCAGCGGCUCCAGGAGCGCUCUCUCUCUCUCUCUUCGAUUUCUCUCUCUCUCUCUGUCUCUUUUUUUUUUUUAAGUUCUGAGCUCGCAGUACUUGGGCUGCGCCGGCGAGAUCUCGCGAGAUGCGGCAGGGCCGCUUCACCUCAGGCGUGUGGUACCCGAGGCGGUGCUAGAGCUGCCGGCCGCCCCCCGCUCCCGUGGGUGAUGCCGGGGGCUUUCCCGUCGGGCCUGCAGGUGCUUCCGGAGUGGCCGCCGAGGGGCGCCCCGAGGCGAGGUCCGCUCGCUGCUCCGGCCCGCCGCGACUGCCGGCCCUCACCCCAGGCCAGAGCCUUAGGGGGAGGCAGGAUUUCCUCUGUGCAGCUUUUGAGGCGGUCGACUCCCCGCCUGGCCGCGUUAGAUUUGCAUAACCAGAAACUCAUUCCAGUGGAGAUGCAGUGGGUGUGUCCACGCUUCGAUGACACCUUUAUUUUAAAAGCUGUGAUGUUUGAAGGGUAUGGGAAUGACUGCUCUGUGCAGUUUUGAAGGAUAUAAUAUUCAAGGACCUUGCCUACCCCAGCCAAUUGUGAGCACAUUAACAAAUGUACCAUCUGGCUCUCCCAAGAGUUUUGACUUUUGAAUGAUGCAAAGUCAGAAAAUAAGUCCAGUUGCUAGGACUAUUAGCUGCUCAUGCCUCAGUGCCUCCCUCUGGAGAGAACUGCCUUGCCUGGGAGCAGUCCAAAGUCCAAGGCCGGACUAGCUGAAGGGACAGUACUAAGGCCACCAUUCUAUUUGGGACUCUAAUGAGCACCCUGUAGGACUGGCUGAGACUUCAGCUGCAUCCUCACUGUGCGUCUGCUUCUCCCUCUGCCCAGUCCUGCUUUCCUCAUUUGAUUGAGGGUGUAUCUCCUGAGAGCACUUCCCAGCCAACCUUCUCUUUGCCAUCUUCCAUUUCUGCCUGCUUCCAGAGACCUGCCCAUUCAUUCCAGUGGCAGCAUUCAGGGAAAACUGCAUAGUAGUUCAUGCUGCCAAAACCCUCCUAAACUACUUCUGUUGUCCUUUCUAAAUCUGGUCCUUCCUUUUAGACUUCCCAUAAUUUACACAUAAUUCACUUUACAUUAACCAUGGUUGGUUCCUAUGACUUGCAACCAAGAAUCAUUAUUUAUACAACGUUCUUUGCCAUUUUACUGAUGUGUUUUACUAAUCGAUUUUAAGAACUUUUUAUGUAUCACGUGCAUAAGCCUUAAACUAAAUUGAUUCUCUUUUAUUUUUCAGUUGCAUUAUAAUUUUGUUCAUGUAGUGUUGACAUUCAUUUAUUUUAAAAAUGUAUUGCCGUUAAGUAUCUCAACCAUUUUCUCUGUGAUUUUGCCUUUGAUGUAAUGUUUAGACAGGUCUUUGCCAUCAUGGGCUCAUGUACAUAAAAUUAAUAUGUUUA
This is a messenger RNA of Prionailurus viverrinus (fishing cat), 1925 nucleotides long. RefSeq lists its product as uncharacterized. The transcript is spliced from 2 exons. The coding region runs from base 389 to 1036 and encodes 215 amino acids. The record is from RefSeq and is a predicted model, not a curated record. NCBI's taxonomy places the organism in Eukaryota, Metazoa, Chordata, Mammalia, Carnivora, Felidae.